This is a messenger RNA of Mangifera indica (mango), 4087 nucleotides long. Its product is annotated as cysteine-rich receptor-like protein kinase 6. The transcript has 14 exons. Bases 6 to 3980 code for a protein of 1324 amino acids. The record is from RefSeq and is a predicted model, not a curated record. Gene Ontology annotation, biological process: protein phosphorylation. Gene Ontology annotation, molecular function: protein kinase activity; ATP binding. Lineage: Eukaryota; Viridiplantae; Streptophyta; Magnoliopsida; Sapindales; Anacardiaceae.
CUCUCAUGAAUAUGAUACUUAUAUUUCUUUCUCUUCUAAGCUUGCUGAGUUUCGUAGAAGAAGCUAAUUCACUUCCGAGAUAUCUUGCCCAUGAAUGCCCGAACACCACUUCCAACAACGACAGCGCCUUUCAAACAAACCUCGGUCUUUUCUUGGCUGAUCUUGCCAGGCAGGCUUAUCUCAACGAUAAAUAUUCCAUCGGUUUCUACAACGCUACCAAAGGCAAUGACCCUGACAAGUUGUAUGCCCUCUUUCUUUGCAGCGGCGAUGUCAAUAUGGAAACCUGUCAACGCUGUGUUAAUGUUGCAACCACAAACUUAACUACUGAUCUUUGUCCUUCUAGGGAACAAAGUAUAAUAUGGUACGAUGAGUGCCUUUUCCGCUAUUCAAACCAGUCCUUCUUUUCUAUCAUGAGCCAAUAUCCCAACGCUAUAUUGUAUAAUGUGAAUAAUAUUACAGACGAUGCAGACAUAUUUGCAGAAAAAGUUAACAGUUUGUUGACCGAGACUACAGCUGAGGUUGUAAACAGUUCAAAAAUGUUUGCAACCAGAAAGGUUAAUUUUACCGCUCUUAGUACACUGUAUGGCCUACUGCAGUGCACGCCGGACCUGUCAAAACUUGAUUGCAAUACAUGUCUCGAAGACGCUAUCUCAACAAUGAGAUCGUAUUCAAGACAAGUUGGAGCAAGAGUGAUGCUUCCAAGUUGUAAUGUCCGCUUCGAACUGUACCCGUUCUAUAAUGAAAGUGUGCCACCGGCACCUCCACCACUUCUGUCUCCACUUCCACCUCCACCUCCGCUUCCUUCCAAAAGUAACGUUAGAAAUACGAUCCCACCUCCACCUCCACCUCCACCUCCACUUCCUUCCAAAGAGGAGAAAUUAACCAAUGAUCAUGAAGUUCAAGUACUUCACUUGGGAGAGAAUAGUGCUGGAGGUGAUUAUCCAUAUAAUAUAAUACAAGGACAAGAAUCUCAAGAGUUUCCUCAUUUUCCAUUAAGCAUCAUACUAGAGGCCACACAUAAUUUUUGUGAUGAAAAUAAGCUUGGUGAAGGUGGGUUUGGCCCCGUGUACAAGGGAAUAUUAGUGGAUGGUAAGGAAAUUGCAGUGAAGAGGCUUUCAAGAACUUCUGGACAAGGGCUAAGAGAGUUAAAAAAUGAAGUAACUUUAAUUUCCAAAUUACAACACAAAAAUCUUGUGAGACUUUUGGGCUGCUGCUUGGAGCGGAAUGAGUCGAUGCUCAUUUAUGAAUAUAUGCCCAACAAAAGCCUUGAUUUUCUCCUCUUUGAUUCAACUAGAAGCUCAGACCUAGACUGGAAAAGACGUAUAAGUAUCAUUAAUGGCAUUGCACGAGGUCUAUUGUAUUUGCAUGAGGAUUCUCGACUCAAAGUAAUUCAUCGAGAUCUCAAAACUAGUAAUGUUUUAUUAGAUAAUGAAAUGAAUCCUAGAAUAUCAGACUUUGGAAUGGCUAGAAUAUUUGGUGGAAAUCAAAAUGAAGCUAACACAAAGAGAGUUGUUGGAACAUAUGGAUAUAUGGCUCCAGAGUAUGCCAUGGAAGGAUUAUUUUCUGUCAAAUCUGAUGUUUUUAGUUUUGGAGUUAUAAUGCUCGAGAUUUUGAGUGGGAAAAAGAAUAGUGGGUUCUAUCUUUUGAAGCAUGGCCAAAGCCUACUUAAUUAUGCUUGGAAACUAUGGUGUGAAGGACGUGUAUUGGAGUUAAUGGAUCCUGUUAUGGUGCAAUCAUGUGUUCCGGGUGAAUUAUUGGAGGGAUGUUACAUAUUGAAAUACAUCCAUGUUGGAUUACUGUGUGUUCAGGAAGAUCCGGCUGACAGACCUAUCAUGUCAUCUUUGGUGGUCAUGUUGGCAACUGAUACAAUAGUCCUUUCUAAACCAACUGAACCUGCAUUUUCUGUUGGUAGAGUUGUCAAUUUAGCUCAAUCUUCAUCAGAAGGUAAAAUUUCCUCCUCUAUGAAUGAGCAUUCUCUCAUGAAUAUGAUACUUAUAUUUCUUUCUCUUCUAAGGUUGCUGAGUUUUGUUGUAGAAGCUAGUCCAAGAUAUGUUGGUCAUGAUUGCUGGAACACCACUUUCAACACAGGCAGCGCCCAUAAAACAAAGCUCAAUAUUUUCUUGACUGAUUUUCUCAGAGAUGCUUAUCUCCACAAUAAAUAUUCCAUCGGUUUCUACAAUGCUACCGCAGGCAAUGACCCUGACAAGUUGUAUGCCCUCUUUCUUUGCCGCGGCGAUGUCAGUCUGGACAUCUGUGAACGCUGUGUAACUGUUGCAACCAAAAACUUAACUGAUCUUUGCCCAAUUGGAGAACAAAGCAUAAUAUGGUAUGACGAAUGCUUUUUCCGCUAUUCAAACGAGUCCUUCUUUUCUAUCAUGAGCAAAGAUCCCAGUCAUGGCUAUCGGAAUACGCAAAAUAUUGCAGGCAGUGCAGAGAUAUUUGGUGAGAAACUUAAAAGUUUGUUGACCAAGGCUACGGUUGAGGCUCUAAAUACUUCUAAAAUGUUUGCAACCAGAAAGGUUAAUUUAGAUGCUCUUCGUACACUGUAUGUUCUAGUGCAGUGCACGCCGGACCUGUCAAAACUUGAUUGCAAUACAUGUCUUGAAGGCGCUGUGUCAACAUUGGGAAGGUAUUCAACAUAUGUAGGAGCAAGAGUGAUGUCUCCGAGUUGUAAUGCCCGCUACGAACUGUACAAGUUCUACAAUGAAAUAAUGCCACCGGCACCUCCACCACUUCGGUCUCCACCCUCACCUCCUCUUCCUUCUGAAGGACAAACAAAAAUAUGGAUUGAAAUUGGCGUGACGGGUUCGUUGACUAUAGUAGUAGUGCUCGGCUCUUUCCUUCUGUGGAGAAGACACAAAAGAGAUAAAGAGGAGAAAGCAACUAGCAAUCAUGUAGUUCAAUUGCUUCGCUUGGAAGAGGGCAGUGUUGGAGGUGAUGAUUCAUAUGAUAUAAUACAAGGACAGGAAACUCAAGAGUUUCCCCAUUUUUCAUUAGGCAUUAUACUAGAGGCCACACAAAAUUUUUCUGAUGAAAAUAAGCUUGGAGAAGGUGGGUUCGGUCCCGUGUACAAGGGAAUAUUAGUGGAUGGUAAGGAAAUUGCAGUGAAAAGGCUUUCAAGAACAUCUGGGCAAGGGCUAAAAGAGUUGAAAAAUGAAGUUACUUUAAUUUCCAAAUUACAACACAAAAAUCUUGUGAGACUUUUGGGAUGCUGUCUGGAGGGGAAUGAAUCGAUGCUCAUCUAUGAAUAUAUGCCCAACAAAAGCCUUGAUUUUCUUCUCUUUGAUUCAACUAAGAGCCCAGAACUAGACUGGAAAAGGCGUAUAAGGAUCAUCAAUGGCAUUGCACGAGGUCUAUUGUAUUUGCACGAGGAUUCUCGACUCAAAGUAAUUCAUCGAGAUCUCAAAACUAGCAAUAUUUUAUUAGAUAAUGAAAUGAAUCCAAGAAUAUCAGACUUUGGAAUGGCCAGAAUAUUUGGUGGAAAUCAAGAUGAAGCUAACACCAAGAGAGUUGUUGGCACAUAUGGUUACAUGGCUCCUGAGUAUGCUAUGGAAGGAUUAUUUUCAGUUAAAUCUGAUGUUUUCAGUUUUGGAGUUCUUCUGCUUGAGAUUUUGAGUGGGAAAAAGAACAGAUUCUAUCUUUCAGAACAUGGCCAAAGCCUACUUAAUUAUGCUUGGAAGCUAUGGUGCAAAGGACGUGCAUUAGAGCUAAUGGAUCCUGUUUUGGUGCAAUCAUGUGUUUCGGUUGAAUUAUUGAAAUACAUACAUGUUGGAUUGUUGUGCGUUCAGGAAGAUCCAAUUGACAGGCCUACCAUGUCAUCUUUAGUGGUCAUGUUGGCAAUGGAUACAAUAGUCCUUCCUAAACCAACUGAACCUGCAUUUUCUGUUGGUAGAGUUGUCAAUUUAGCUCAGUCUUCAUUUGAAGCUAAAGUUUCCUCCUCCAAGAAUGAGGUAACCCUUUCAAGUGUUUCACCUCGAUGACAAUUGCUCUAUGGUUAAUUGCUUUUCUUAAAAUUUUCUUUAUCUUGUGUACACAAAUGGAUACACAUUUGGUGUGUGUCAUCAACAAAUGGCUAAUUACUAUAUUU